This is a messenger RNA of Dendroctonus ponderosae (mountain pine beetle), 1063 nucleotides long. RefSeq lists its product as uncharacterized. Gene Ontology annotation, molecular function: protein binding. The record is from RefSeq and is a predicted model, not a curated record. Bases 71 to 1018 code for a protein of 315 amino acids. NCBI's taxonomy places the organism in Eukaryota, Metazoa, Arthropoda, Insecta, Coleoptera, Curculionidae. The transcript is spliced from 5 exons.
CUGGGCUGCGCUCAGUAUAAAAGCCCGAGGUGACUGGAAGCCGUUAAUCAUCCUCAACCUCACCAGCAAGAUGAACGUGCUCGCGCCCACUCUCCUAGUGGCCAUUUUCUUGGCCUCCUCAAACGCAGUCUGCAUUCCAGGCCAAGUUUCCAACGUGGUUCUCAGCUCCAACUACAGCCUGUCUUGGUCGGAGGCCUCCAAUCCGCACAACUGCACCAUCAGCAACUACGUGGUAGAGGUGCUGGACGAUGAGGACAGCGCCACCAUUUUCCAGGUGCAAACGGUCAAAAAUAUCCUGCAUUACAACUUCAACUUCCUGGACAUGUGCAAGAGCUACUCCUUCAACGUGCACGCCUUGACCAGCGACUUUGUCUUGGGGCCUGCGGACAGCUACAGCGCCACCACGGAACCUCUGGAUAGUGCGAAUCUAACACUGGCCUACGUGGAACUGGAUGAAACUGAGGGCAGUGAUGAUGUGAUGGAGGUCAGCUGGGACUUGGCAAGUGAUGAGGCCAGCAGAUGCGUCACCUCCUACCGCGUGUCCUACUGGGACGAACGGAACAAACCUCAGGAACAGUUCGUCUCCGCAAAGUCCUUUGCGUUUGAGGAGGAAGCUGCCUGCAGGAACUACAGCCUGCAAGUGAGCGCCAUCAUCGGCAAUCCCGACAUCGAGGGGCCGGCAUUGACCGCAGUUUUUCCUGGACACAGCAAAGUCCCAGACGUGCCCACUUCGGCAAAUGUUUCCCCAACAUCCAACUCUGCGACAAUGAUAUGGAAACUGGAGGCCUACGAAAAGAACCUUUGCACCAUGUUGGCCCUCAACGUCCGAACCCUUGGUGCUCCAAACGAUGAGACAAAUUUGCGAAUACUCGUCACAGACAACCUUCUUAGACCCGACGUGAUCGUUACUCUUACCGGGCUUUCGGCCAACACUGUUUACACCAGCUACGUUAAUGCGGAAAAUAUAGCAGGAACCUCGAAAGAUGUCACCGUUAUGUUCCAAACUACCGAUGAGUAAAUGUAGAAUAAAGUAUUUAUGAAUAAAAAAAAUAUUCUAUUAGUA